UUGGGUAGUUUACUUUGCUUAUUAGGGUUGGCAUUUGUUCUGGUCGGGCUUCUAUUUUGUUUUUUAAAAAAUAAAAUUUCGGAGAUGGUAAGGGUUGUUUGUGGUUCGGUUUGUAGUAACCUUGAUUCGUCUUUUCGGCUGGAAGGUUCGAUUCCUUUCAGUGCCUAUAUUUUUGUUUUUUACAAGUUUUAUAUUUUUUAUUUUUGGAAUAAACGACCAUAUUUUUUGAUCAAAACGUAUCAGAACUCCUAAAUUCGAGGAAAAAUGAUAAAUAUUUGUAAGUUUCUUCCUGGGCGAUUAACACUUUUGGAUCUUUUUAUUUCCAAAAUUGAACCAUAAUCACCUUCAUUCUCUCUAGAGCGAUUUCCAGGCUUAGGGUUCGCAAACAACACAAAUUCCUGAACUUUUUGUUUCUUUAAAAAUUUAAUUUUUCAGCUUAAAGAACGUCCAUAUGCUUUGGCAAACAACAUAGAGCUCUGUUAUUUCUGAACGUUGUAAUGGAAUUGAUCAUCAUGAAACAAUAUCUGAUUAUGUUAGUUUUUGUUUUUAAUUUUAUAAUAAGUUUUUUUUCUCUCUGUGAAACUGAAAUUUAAAGGUAGGGAAUCUUUCUGAAUCACCGUUUAAGUCUUCAGACCAGAUUUUGUGACAUAAGCUUUUU
Molecule: messenger RNA, 658 nt
Organism: Meloidogyne enterolobii
Lineage: Eukaryota; Metazoa; Nematoda; Chromadorea; Rhabditida; Meloidogynidae
Source: the annotation of a GenBank genome assembly